UGGACCGGAAGCGAAGCGGGAAAUCUCACCGUCCUGAGGAUUGACCUGGGCCGGUCACAGUAAAUCUGAAAUCUGAACUGCGUCUUGGCUGGACGAAGUACGGGUGACCACCACGCAGGACGGCGCGACUUCAGCGCGCGAACAGACUUCGUCAGGAAGCGCGGUCAAAGGCGCAGCCGGGGGUGUACUGUAAUCGAUGUACUGCACCAGGUCUACUGUGGGCAACAUAGUCCGAUCUAGGCCACCACCGGCGUACUGUACCGGGUCACGAGUUCUCACAGUGUACUAGGAGGUCAUGUUCCCGAGAAUCAUCCCCACGUGCAAAGUUCGAUUUUCGCGACUCUAGAUUUCGCGAAUCUCACUUGGGCAGUUGAGGUGUCAGGGAACGCGUGCCGUGUGUCGGGAUUCGAACAUCACAGUUGUUUUUUUUCCUCGCAGGAAAUUGGAAGGAAGCACCGAAGGAGUAAUGCACUGAGCGAGAAGGUGUUUCUGUUACGGGUCGUGGACGCGAGUAGGGCUGUGCCUGCCUAGCUGCCUGUAGGUAUGGUGCAGGUGUUGUGAAAUGGAUUUCUGGGAUUUUUGCGCAUCUUCUUGGAAUUCGUCUGCAUAAUUUGAUCGAUCAAUCACAUCGAUUUGGGACCCGGUUUUAUCGUUUUUUAAUCGGCAGUUUAUUCAUCCUUUGCGAGUGUACCGUCCGCCCGACCUAGCGUCGUGUGCUGCGAGAGAGUUCGCGGUUGCCUAUUGAAUACUCAUGCUGAUUUUGUAGUCGCUGUCGGAUUUCUGCGUCCGCGAGCUGAAAUGUCGGUAUUUUUGUCGUUUGAUGAUGUCUGCUCCGGCGCAAUGCAGACAUCCGUGACCAUGUUGUUGAUCAAGGUUGCGGGUCCUGUGUUGAUGGUGCACGUAAUUGUUGAUCCAAUCUGAGAAUCAGUCGUUUCUUCCGGUGCUGAAAGAUGCACAUUGGAGUGAAUCUGUUCUCGGAGACGACUCUUCUGGCGCCCUGAUCUCAUCCUCCAAGAUGGGAAAAUUACAGCUGAUAAGAGAGAAGUCGGAAAUGAGACAAUGGACGCGCUCAAUGAAGAAGGAUGGUCGUCGAGUCGCACUCGUGCCCACCAUGGGAUAUCUCCACGAAGGUCAUCUAGCUCUUGUCAGAGAAGCACAGGCCCGUUCCGAUCUCGUGGUGGUUUCAAUAUAUGUGAAUCCAGGCCAAUUUGCACCUGGAGAAGACUUGAGCAUAUAUCCACGCAAUUUAGAAGGUGACUUAGCGAAACUGGAGCCGAUGGGCGUCGACGCGGUGUUUAACCCGUAUGAUCUUUAUGUGCGGGAUAGACCCGUCGUCGAUGGUGGGAAAACGAAUGAGGAGGGUUCGGAGAUGCUUGUGAGUGAUGAAUUCGGCGGUGGGCAUGAAACCUGGGUUCGAGUCGAGAGGUUGGAAAAGCCUCUCUGCGGUCAGAGUAGACCCAUAUUUUUCAGGGGAGUUGCCACGAUCGUGACGAAGCUGUUUAAUAUCAUUGAGCCCGACGUGGCUGUUUUCGGCAAGAAAGAUUAUCAACAGUGGCGGGUUCUUUGCCGUAUGGUGCGCGAUCUUGACUUUGAAAUCGAGAUGGUCGGUGAACCAAUUGUGCGAGAGAGAGAUGGACUUGCCAUGAGCUCUCGGAACGUUCGUCUAACGGCUGAGCAAAGACAGCAGGCUUUGUCAAUCAGCCGGUCUCUGAAAGAGGCAGAGGAGGCAGUAAAAAUGGGGGAGUCAGACGCUUCUGUGCUAUCAAAGCAAGUGCGGAAGACAAUAAGCGAAGCGGGUGGGGACAUUGACUAUGUGGAGAUAGUAGAACAAGAAAGUCUGAAGCCAGCGAACAAACUAGAGUGUCCCACCGUACUUGCAGUGGCGGCACGUUUUGGGAGCGUUCGAUUGAUUGACAAUGUUGAGCUGUGAAUAUCGAAAUUGUCUAUAGAAACCAAUUUAAUCAUCGAGCAAAGAUGACUUGGUAGAAAGUUUAGAAUGUCAUCUUGUACAAGUCUUCGAUAACAGGAUGCUGCCUUGGGCACAAAUCAAAGGUGAAUAGGCACAUGCUAAAUUUUGCAGUGCUCUUAACGUAGAAUUUGAGUUUCAACAUUUUCCGGAGGACUGGCCCAUGCCUUCAAGCAAGAAAAACCAGAAUCUUAUAAGCGAAAUUGUAGGUUUUGUAGUUUUCAUGUGGAGACCUGAUUCUUUUUUGUGAUUACUAGCCCAUGCUAUCUCAUUGUUGGAGAUGUGUGUGAAUUAUCGAGCGCCAUUACCAAAUCUUCAACAUAAAAUAUUGAGGCAUGAGAUUUUUGACUUAAGGUAAUUUAAAACAGUGGAAGACGGUUGUCUUUACGUGAUACACGUUCAUAUGAAACUCAUCUAACACGAAGAAAUCCGUUAAAAAUUCAUAAAUUUUGCUUGCCUCUCAAGUCUCCCAAUCCCCCAUUGCCUCAAAAGACUGUUUAGAAUCUGUCGAAGUGUCCGUCAAACACGUGGAUCGACCGAUUCCCAGAGCCCUGAAGUUGAAGAGGAGCAGUGGCAGACAUCAACCUCACACUAUCUUACCUAGAGAAAAGUGUGAAACCUCUCGUCCGUCUGCCGACUUCCCCCAGCCCCUCACAUUCAAUUGUACCGUGGCAUCGAGACUUGAUCACACCAUGUCGAAUCGAAGUGAAAGGCGAUCGCAGCGUGA
Messenger RNA from Marchantia polymorpha subsp. ruderalis, 2693 nucleotides. Lineage: Eukaryota; Viridiplantae; Streptophyta; Marchantiopsida; Marchantiales; Marchantiaceae. The record is from the annotation of a GenBank genome assembly.